AUGUCGGGCCUCGCCAUCCCCAACACGGCCAAGCGGCCACCUGCCGGUCUUGCGCUGCCCGGUGCUGUUCCCUCUGCAUCCAACUCUCCCGCCCCUUCAAGUACUGCGGCCAUCCCGUUGCAGCCGCGUCCUUCUUCAACUGCGCCUGCAGCGCAGGCGUCGGGUGCCGGUGGGCGCCCCGGUGAAUCCGGAAGGCUGUCGGCUUCUCCAUCGCCCGAGCCGGACGAAGAUGGGGACGCUGACGGUGACGACGACGAUGAUGAGGGGUUAGGCCAAAGCUCCAAGAAGUCGAGCAAGAACUCGAAGAAGAAGAAAGGCGCGCCAACGGCUUCUGCCGGAUUGGAAGCAGCGGGCAAGCAAGACUACAAGUACACGAAUGAGAUCUCACAGAUGAUGUUCGUGUUCGGAGAAGUCCAAGACCCCUUGCCGGAGACUGUCAAGCUCGUGGAAGACAUUGUCCGCGGGCAGAUCAUCGAGAUUGUCACUCGCGCUCGGCUGCUCACGCACAUCCGCUCCUCUCGCUUCUUGUCGGCAGAAGACUUGAUCUUCCUCAUCCGCGAUGACCGUGGCAAGGUCAAUCGCUUGCGGACGUACCUCAGCUGGAAGGACGUCCGCAAGAAGGCCAAGGAGGAGGAGGACGGCGAUGUUGAUGUUGAGGAGACAGACAAGGCAAACCAGAAAGGGCGUAAACCUAUCGUCAAGCUCUCCUGGGAGCUACUCACCCCGUUCUCCGACUUCAUGCGCUCGCUGCCGACACAACAAAACCGAAACGAAGACGACGAGGAAGAAGACGACGACGAGCUUCAAGCUCACCAGGACAGCAUGCAACGCCUCCGAGACGCAGACGAGAUUACCAAGAAGAUGACAAAGGACGAGUACGUCCACUACUCGGACUGUCGGCAAGCGUCGUUUACAUACCGCAAAGCUCGGCGCUUCCGCGACUUCAUCAACUUCAGUGCCUACCUGGACGUGCGGCCCAACGACGAUAUCGUCGAUAUCCUUGGCUUCCUCGCUUUCGAGAUGGUCCGCUCCUUGUGCGUAACUGCUCUAGAAGUCCGCGAGCAAAUUGAGAAGAGCUCGCAGCCUGCAUCCAGUGGUCGUCUGGCUGCCAGUGCAUCGCCGCUCAAGCGCAAGCUCCAAAGCUUGGAAAGCUCGCCGACAAAGCGUGCAAGGAACGAUCUGUCCCCAUCUGCCGAACCAGACGACUCUCGUCGUUUCGGGACUGGCGGGGCUAACCCAACCCCACGUUCGCUAUUCGCGCCACCGCCCAGUGCUCGGCAACCGCUGCUGCCGUCCCACGUCCUGGAGGCGUUUGCCCAAAUCCAGCGCAAGCAGACGUCGAGUCGCGUCGGAGGCAUGCGCAAUUGGCGGGGGGCCAUGGCGCGCGGUCGUGUCGCCUUGGUGUAA
This is a messenger RNA of Cutaneotrichosporon cavernicola, 1407 nucleotides long. RefSeq lists its product as uncharacterized. Gene Ontology annotation, cellular component: SAGA complex. Gene Ontology annotation, molecular function: protein heterodimerization activity; transcription coregulator activity. NCBI's taxonomy places the organism in Eukaryota, Fungi, Basidiomycota, Tremellomycetes, Trichosporonales, Trichosporonaceae. Gene Ontology annotation, biological process: transcription by RNA polymerase II. The record is from RefSeq and is a predicted model, not a curated record. Bases 1 to 1407 code for a protein of 468 amino acids. The transcript is spliced from 6 exons.